This is a messenger RNA of Homarus americanus (American lobster), 6121 nucleotides long. RefSeq names its product tubulin-specific chaperone cofactor E-like protein (gene mlt). The record is from RefSeq and is a predicted model, not a curated record. Bases 371 to 1636 code for a protein of 421 amino acids. The transcript has 9 exons. Lineage: Eukaryota; Metazoa; Arthropoda; Malacostraca; Decapoda; Nephropidae. Gene Ontology annotation, molecular function: alpha-tubulin binding. Gene Ontology annotation, biological process: protein folding.
GGCGGGUGUCAACAGUGUAACGCGUGGUGGAUAGUGGCUGCGGCGCGUGCUGGCUGGUGGUUGGCUUGCUCAUCGCGUCUCGCUCUUACUUUCGAACCCAGGCUGAGUAGUGUCUCACGGCUGGAUACUUUACCGUAAUGGCAAAGAACUAGGAUUCACAGUCGCACAUACUCAACUGGAAAAGCCUGACACAGUAACGACUCCUAAGGGUGAAACAUCCCUUACAAAACAGGUGUGACUGACAUCAAACAUCCAGUACCUACUGCUGACCCACCACUUGUUGAAGAUUUAAGAAACCCAAAAGAUUUGACAUAUGGUUUAAGAAAUAUUGCAUACUACUGCAUACUACCUAUCCAUCCAUGUAAGCACAAUGCCAAGCUUACCAGAAGCAGUAGACUUAAAGUACGGUGAUGAAUGUCCAGAUGCACAAGUAACGGAAACUGCUUGUGUGGCACUUACCCUUAAGCGCUCUGGUCGACAGCGGCUUCCUUCAGUCCUCAUCCUCUCUGAGUGUGACAUAGAGAAAGCUGGAGAUGAGGAGGAGGUCGAGAGAAAGUGUGAGGGUGUGCGGGAGCUGGACCUAUCAAGGAAUAAACUCAAAGAAUGGAAGGAGGUAUUCAAGAUUCUACGACACUUACCUGGUCUGGGGUUUCUCAAUCUGAGUUACAAUUCAUUUGAAGCCCCCAUCACAGAUCCUUCUGAUGUCGUAAGCCUCACAAAUUUGACGCGCCUUGUACUCAAUGGAACCUCGCUGCCUUGGAAGGACAUCCAUAUUCUUCUUGAAAAUGCUCCAAGGGUAGAAGAAUUGCAUCUAUGUAAAAAUGGGUACAAGAAAGUGGAGACAACCCCUAAGAAAUAUUCCACUGUUAGUCGUGUACACUUUAACAACAACCCCAGCACAGAGUGGAGAGAGAUUGAAUCUCUCGGCCAGAUGUUCCCAUUCCUGGAGGUGUUGAUCCUGGCCGAGUGUCCACUGAGUACCCUGACCGGAGACGGGCAGUACCAUGAAAAUUUUCCCAAUCUCAAAUACCUUUCCCUCAACAGCACAAAAAUUUGUACAUGGGAUUCAGUAGAUGUAGUCAACAUGUUUCCUAAGCUGUUAGAAUUAAGACUCCAGCAGUGUCCAUUGUACGAGAAUUAUAAAGAUGAAGAGAGACGACAACUAACAAUAGCCAGACUUUGGCGAAUCCAGAGAUUAAAUGGUGGAGGAUUAAUUACUCCAGAAGAGAGAGAGAAUGCUGAGCGGGCAUUUAUUAGAUACUACAUGAACGAAGAAAUCCGGCCACAAAGAUAUGAUGAACUGGUACACCAUCAUGGAGAGUUGGAUCCCUUGGUAGAAGUCAGUCUUCAACCAGAAAAAGAAGUUCAUGUGACUAUACGGUUUGGAGAAGUGACCAUUCAGAAGGUUAUAAGCGUUUAUGCUAGAGUCCUGGAUUUAAAGAAGGAACUUGAACCUGAGUUUGGGCUGCCACCUAACAAGAUGCGCAUCUUUUAUCAUGAUAAAGGUGUUGAUUAUGGUGUGGCUUAUGCACCUGAAGAACUCAAGAUUAACAGCAAGCAGCUGUACACGAUUAAUGUUCACUCUGGGGAUGAAUUCAUUGUUGAGCUUAAGGUAAAGCCAGGAGAAGUAGCUUGAAAGAUUUUGUUUCUUUUUUUUAAGUUUUAAUCUGAGAAAUCAUACAUGCAUUUGUCAAUGAAGUGUCUAAGUACUGUAGAAGUUUGCUUCUGGAUAUUUCAUAUUUCAAGUAAAUUUACUACACUAAGACUUCAACUGAUCUUGCAUGUUUUUAAUGUUACUUGACAUAAUGUUGUAAAUAUAUCCUGUACAUUAAUUGUGUGCUUAUUUUAAAUCUGUGAGAAUAACAUCUUCUGUACAGUAAUUGGAAAGUUUUAAUUAAGUCACAGAUUGGUGAAGUAAAUGUGUGUUGCAGGCAGCUUGCCAAAUUCCCCUAUGGUGGAAUGCCUCCUUGUAAACUAAUAAUUAUAUGAUUCUAUUGUUACUACAUUGAACAUUAUGUGUCCAUGUGCCUACGCAACUUACUCAUCAGUAAUGCCUCGACUUUUGAAGGAUUGCGCCUUGUUAGGCAUUUGUGUGACUCCUGUGUCCACAGUAGAAGAAUGUUUUAAUAUACAGUACAGUAUAUACUGAGAGUUCACCCACCUUUUACCCUUUUAUUUUGUUUCUAAAAUUUUACAAUUAUGUUUUUAUCAAGUACUGUACAGUACAUUAAUGUAAAGUAAACACUCAUUGAACUAAGUUAUUAGACAGUGAUUAUGGAAAUGAUUUUUUUUUAUAUAGCACAUACAGUACAGUAAUUUACUUUAGGUGUAAUCAUUAUAUUAUCAACAUCAUUACUGGUCUUUUUCUUCUGGUGGUGUGUUCAAAGAACUUACUGAACCAUAUUACAGUAUAAUUCUGUAACUGUUUAUACGAGUUCUUCAUCACACAUCUAACUACUUGUGUGAUCCAUGGUCUGAAAACCAAUAAUGACAUAUUGUCAAAAUUUUAUCAGGGAUUAAUAAUACCUGCUGGCAAGUCCUAGCUAGCUGAUCCGUAUAUUGGCUUUGAAGAAAUUAUUAGUAAGCCUGUAUCAACGGUGAAGGAAAAUAUUAAAUCUGUAUUUGAUAUUUUCACAAUAUUAGUUGUUCAUAUAUAAAAAAAAAUACUGCAUUGUGUAUAGAUAUCUAAAAAAUGUAUUUAUUUUUAGGCCUAUAUGAAUGUACAAUUCAUUUUUUACAUAUAUUUUAUGGUUUGUACACACAUGUGAUGUUAGACAUGUAGUGAGGUUUUGUAGGUGCCAGCUUGGGCAAGUGAAGUGAAGGAAUUAGGUUUAAUAUAUUCAUUUGUUAGUAAUGCUUGUACAAUGGAGUUGUACUAUAAUUAUCACACACAAAUAAUUCAUGGAAAUUCCUGCAUUCACAUCAUUUAUGUAUUUACUUUCAUCAUACUGUUCAGACAGGAGAAAUAAAAAAAAUUUCCAAAUAAAAUUUCAUUAAUGGCAUUUACAAAGGUACUGUAUCAGUUAUGUAGUACUGUACUUUGUGUAAACUAAUUUACUAAUAUCAGUGACCAAAUGGUAAAGGAUAUACUGUAGUGUGAUAAUCAUUAAUAAAACUUCAACGUGUGGUAGUCCUAACUUGCAUCAUCACCAUCUAAGAGUGUUAAAGCCUUUGACUGUUCUUAAGACUUCUGACGCUGCUGUUUUUAGUUGAUCUCAAUUUUGUCUUCAUUUUUUAUGCUUCAAAAAUGUACUUUUUUUAUGGAGCUACAAUUGUCAUAAUUUUCUUUUAUGUGAAAUAAUGACUUGAUUGUGUUACAGGAAAUGACCAGUUAUGUAAUUAUAUAGAUUUUGUUGAGAAAAUAACAUGAACCAACUUCAUUUGUGACUGGGAUAUCUUUGUAAUUACCUUUCUUAUUUUUAUAAAAUUACCUGUGUGCUAAGUUUUUUAGCAUGAUAGAUCAUAUUGAAUUGAAAGCAUCCAGAAUAGUCAAAAUGAAGAGUGUGUUCUUGUUUAUUAACUUAAGUUCCCACUCUCCCAAACAGUAUGUUUUACCUAUGAGUGCCAAUGGUAUUUUGUGAUUCUGGAAAUGUGAAAUAUAACUUGUGUGCUUGUUUCAGAUUUUUUUAAUUUUUUGUACAUAGAUUUUAUUUUAUUUUGUGUAUGUAUUGUCUGGUUUCAUUGUUUUAGAUGUUUUCUAGACCAGGUUUCAUCUCAGUGUUUUUAAGCACAGUAGUUUACUAUAUUUGAAUUAACUAAUAUUUUUACUUUUGUGUAUAGUGAGAUUCUUUUGAAGUGUUAUGGUAAAGGUCUUUGAUAAAUGUUUGUGAGAGUAUCAUUGACAAGUCCUCACUGUGUGUGUGUGUGUGUGUGUGACUGACUAAAAAUUUAUGUUACAAUAAACCCAUUGGCUAUGGAUGAAUUACAAAAUAAGAUACUGUACCUAAAAUAUAGCCAUUAAACUAUAAUUCAGCAUCAAAUGCAAAAUUUUAUCCUUGAUAGAAAUGAAUGAAUGAUGAAAAGUAUAUUGAAAGUUUAGCGAACAUAAAUGUAAAUAUAAAUCAUUAUUUUGUACUACAUUUACAGGACUGUAAAAAAGAAAAUUCACCAUAAGGUAUCAUGUACUAGUUCAUGCCAAGUCUGGAAGCAUUUUGCAUGCUAUUUUAUUAGAGUACUCCUGUCAACUUCAAUUCUCAGUUUCACACUUAAUGAGCCUUCAGGCAUAACGCCUUACAUUCCAAGUACAGUAUCUAUGUUUGUGGCUGAUUGACAUGUUACGACAAAUAACUUAUAAUCGAGCCUUUUGCCCUUUCAACAUGAUUUUUUUUUCUCACAAAACACGCAUCAUCACCUUAGAUGAAUUAUGCCAGUAACACCAGAGCUGUUGCUAUAGCUCUGGCAGAUAAGUUUUUGGUCUUACCAAGCAGUCUCCUGUUCCAGUAGCUGCAUUUAAAUAAGUGUUGGUUUCCUCGAGUAAGCAUUUAAAUCUUAGUUCUUAUCUAUAGAGUAAUACAGGGAACACAGAGGUCUUGGAAACUCAAACCUUACUCCUCUAGCUUUGAUAUGUGCAUUACAUUAUCCACUUAGCUGCAUUCAUUAUACUAUAAAUCAGACUAAGGCACCUUUGAUCUAAUUUAUCAGCUCGUAUCAAUGCUGUGAGCUUAUAUUUCUAGGAAGAGUGACCUUGUGCAAGAUUUUUAUAUGCUUUCCAUGUGCAGGUCAUACUGGUCAUUAUGAUGCUUUUGUACACACUAAGAGAAAAAAUGAUGUCAUAGCACUAAGUGCCUGAAACUAGUGGGAAGAGCCUAACACCACACUGAUUAUCCCUAACAAUUGCAUGGAUUUGUAUGCACCUUUAUAAAAAUGAUAUGCUACCUUAGGCAGUAGCACCCAUAAAUCUUCAUAUUUUAAAGCCAAAAACUGGAAAAGGAAAAAUCCUUUUAUUGUCUGCCGAAGGAAAAUUCCAAUGUAUUUUCUGCAUCAAUACAUUGUUUCAUCCCCCAGAGCAAUUGUGAAGCAAGAUGCUCUUACAGCACCCAACAGUAUGGGUUAGAAAUUUAGUUUUAAAUAAGUGCAGAGAUCCUCAUGACAUUGACCGACAUUCAAAAUAUCUGUAUGUACUCCAUGCUUAGCUAGGGCAUCCUAGUUCAAAGAAUUAGUCAGUUGCAGUGUCUUAUAAUGUAAACUGAGUUAUAUGAAUGAUAUGGCCUUGAAUCAAUAUACAUGCAGAUUCAAGUGAUUUAAGACCACUAAGCAGGCUGAGUAAUGCACCAACUUGGUGGUUACUGCAGUUCUGUUGGUCCCAUGUCCCUUUCUAGAAGGCCACUCUUUACUUAUCAGUGUAACACUGGAGUUUUUUUUUUUUUACUUGUAAAGAGAAAUAAUGACCUGUCAACUUGGAAAAUGAGUUUUUCGGGGCUCGACAGUCUCGGCUGUAUUAAAAGCCAUUACUGUACAAGUCGGAAUUUUAAACAUUUCCUCACUUGUUGAGACAGAUUGCCGAAAAACUUUGGCAAGUGCUUGUCUUUUGCAUUGGCUAUACUUCUUCCUGUAACCUCAUGAGACAGAGCUUGUUCUUGAAAUGUAUAUUUAAGAACAAAUGUGGAUUGAACAUUGACUGAGAAUUGAAUUCAAAGCAACACUUGUAAAGUCUGAAUGAAUAAUCUCAUGCUUCCAGUACACCUAGCACCAUAUUUCCAUGGCUCUUCCUUUCUCCUACAAAGUUUAGCAGUGAAAUAAAUGAUACCAAGAUUUUGAAUAUUAACCCAUUCAGUGAGAUUGGUGGCACUUUUGACAAAGGGUUUCUGCCAGAGGCAGACUGUACCUAUGUGGUAUGUACAUUGAAUGAGUUAAUGUCCAUCUUUCUCCUGCAUUGCAGUAAAAAUUACGUUUUGAAAUCCCUAUUGUGAAUAUCAAACAAUAAAUGAAAAUAUGAUUUCCAUGAAAUACAGUAUUUAAACCUAAUUAGUUUAUUAUGAGAUAUCCAUAGCCUGGAGGUUCACAUUCUAUGUUUUUAUUUACACAAAAUACUAUAUUCCAAAUACGUACUAGAUUUCAGAAGUCUGCAGCUUUCCUCAUAAUCACACUCAAAACUUGAUCAAAUAAAAAUAUAUAUAUAAAA